Oldenlandia corymbosa var. corymbosa is the source of this 1483-nucleotide messenger RNA. The record is from the annotation of a GenBank genome assembly. Lineage: Eukaryota; Viridiplantae; Streptophyta; Magnoliopsida; Gentianales; Rubiaceae.
GGGUCUAUAUUUUCAUUUCUCAUUUUCAUUGUUUUUGGAUUCAGACCCAGCCUCCCUCCUCUUUCCUCUGCCAUAAAAGCCUCCACAACUCAACCUUCCCUCCAUCUCACCCAAAGAGUGAAAGAAAGGGAGGGGAGUCAGGGGAAGGAAAGGAAUACUACUUUGUUGUUCUUGGAUUUGUUCUUAACCAAAUGUUCAUUCUUUAUUCAAUUCUUCAUUCAUUUUGUUCAAAGUUGCAUUCUUUGUGAACGGUUUUCAAUCAACCCUUUUAUAUUCAGUUAGCUGUAUAAGCUUUUUGGUGUGAGGAACGCAAGAAUUGGCUGUUUUGACGGGAAGUUUGAAGGAUUAGUCCGGAGAGAGGGGAUAAGAUAAGCCCAGUUGUUUUUUUGGCUUUAAUCGGUGUAAAAAAGUGUUCUUGAUGAAAAUGGCACCAAGUUUUGAUUGUGUUUCUAGCCUGCUUUGUGCAGAGGAAAACAGUAGCGUUUUUGGUGAUGAUGACGAUGAUGUAGUUAUUGAUAAUGGACUAAUGGAAGAGUUUGACGAUAGUUGGAAUCGGAGAAGUCUUCAUCAUUCAUUGGGCAAUCGAAACUGUGGGGAGGAGAUUUUCACUGGUUUUCCGUUGCCUGGUGAGGAGUACGUGGUUUCCAUGAUCGAUAAAGAAUGCCAGCAUUUGCCGGCUACUGAUUACUUGAAGAGGAUGAAAAAUGGAGACUUGGAUUUGGGUACUAGACUGGAGGCUGUUGAUUGGAUUACAAAGGUUCAUUCGCAAUGCAAUUUUGGACCGUUGUGUUUGUAUCUCUCCAUAAACUACCUGGACAGGUUCCUUUCCGCUUACGAGAUACCUUCCAAGGCCUGGAUGAUGCAGCUAGUGGCUGUAGCAUGUUUGGCUCUAGCGGCCAAAAUGGAAGAGACUGAAGUUCCUUUGAACCUAGACUUACAGGCUGGUAAAUAUCCUUCAAAAUUUAUCUUUGAAGGGAAAACAGUUCAGCGAAUGGAGCUCCUUGUGUUGAACACAUUGAAGUGGAGAAUGCAGGCAAUCACUCCAUUCUCAUUCCUUGACUAUUUCCUCAAGAAGAUAAACAAUGAUCAACUUACCUCAAGACUUUUAAUUGCGAGAGCUACGCAGCUCAUUGUCAGCAUAUUUAGAGGGAUUGACUUCUUGGAAUACAGGCCUUCUGAAAUUGCUGCAGCUGUGGCAAUAUUUGUUGCAGGGGAAGCUGAUCCAAUGGACGUUGAUACAGCAAUGUGUGCUCUUGUUCAGUAUGCACAAAAGGACCAAGUGAUCAAGUGUUUGGAAUUGAUUAAAGGAUUCUCGAUGUUAGAAGAUCUUCCAAGUAUUCCGGCUCCAUCCGUGCCCCAAAGUCCCAUUGGUGUGCUGGAUGCUGCAUGCUUCAGUUACAAAACUGAUGAUGGAGGAGUUGGGUCAUGCGUAAGCUCUUCUAAUAAUAGUCCUGUACCCAAGAGGAGGAAGCUUGACCUAUAG